Molecule: messenger RNA, 936 nt
Organism: Recurvomyces mirabilis
Lineage: Eukaryota; Fungi; Ascomycota; Dothideomycetes; Mycosphaerellales; Teratosphaeriaceae
Gene: PET9
Product: ADP/ATP carrier protein
Exons: 6
Coding region: 1-936 (311 amino acids)
Biological process (GO): mitochondrial ADP transmembrane transport; mitochondrial ATP transmembrane transport
Cellular component (GO): mitochondrial inner membrane
Molecular function (GO): ATP:ADP antiporter activity
Source: RefSeq, a predicted model, not a curated record
AUGGCAAACCAACAGGACAAGUCCUUCAUGGGCAUGCCCGGUUUCCUCGUCGACUUCUUGAUGGGUGGUGUCUCCGCUGCCGUCUCCAAGACCGCCGCCGCUCCCAUUGAGCGUGUCAAGCUUCUCAUCCAGAACCAGGAUGAGAUGAUCAAGGCUGGCCGUCUCGACCGCCGCUACGCUGGUAUCGCUGACUGUUUCCGCCGUACCACCGCCGACGAGGGUAUCGCUGCCCUGUGGCGUGGCAACACCGCCAACGUCAUCCGUUACUUCCCCACCCAGGCCCUCAACUUCGCUUUCCGCGACACCUUCAAGUCAAUGUUCGGCUACAAGAAGGAGCGCGAUGGCUACUGGUGGUGGAUGGCUGGUAACUUGGCCUCCGGUGGUAUGGCCGGUGCCACCUCCCUCCUCUUCGUCUACUCUCUCGACUACGCCCGUACCCGCCUCGCCAACGACGCCAAGUCCGCGAAGAAGGGUGGUGAGCGCCAGUUCAACGGCCUGGUAGACGUCUACAAGAAGACCCUUGCCUCUGACGGUAUUGCCGGUCUCUACCGUGGUUUCAUGCCUUCCGUCACUGGUAUCAUCGUCUACCGUGGUCUCUACUUCGGCAUGUACGAUUCGCUCAAGCCUGUCCUUCUCGUUGGCUCCCUCGAGGGUAACUUCUUGGCCUCUUUCUUGCUCGGCUGGACUGUGACUACUGGUGCUGGUAUCGCUUCUUACCCGCUUGACACCAUCCGUCGUCGCAUGAUGAUGACUUCUGGCGAGGCUGUCAAGUACAAGUCUUCCGUCGAUGCUUUCCAGCAAAUCGUCGCCAAGGAGGGUGUCCGCUCGCUCUUCAAGGGUGCUGGUGCCAACAUCCUCCGUGGUGUCGCCGGUGCCGGUGUCUUGUCCAUCUACGACCAGGCGCAGCUCCUCAUGUUCGGCAAGCAGUUCAAGUAA